UUCUCCCCGCCUCUAGCAGUCCGUCUAGGACCGCACCGACCCUCUCCCACCAGCCCCGUCUCCCGCCCUCUCCUUUGGCCGUAGCAGAGCUCGGCUCCUGAGCGCGCCUCCCAUCGCGCUCGCCCUUUUAAACAUUUCCUCACACUCGCUGAUUGCUCCCUCACACUCAGAAUGGCAUCCAAGUUUCUCCGAGAAUACAAGCUAGUCGUCGUCGGAGGUGGUGGAGUGGGCAAGUCAUGUCUAACCAUCCAGCUGAUCCAAAGCCAUUUCGUCGAUGAAUACGAUCCCACAAUUGAGGAUUCGUACCGCAAGCAGUGCGUUAUCGACGACGAGGUCGCCCUGCUCGAUGUUCUCGAUACUGCAGGCCAGGAGGAGUACUCCGCCAUGCGGGAGCAGUACAUGCGCACCGGCGAGGGCUUCCUGCUCGUCUACUCGAUAACGGACCGUCAGAGUUUCGAGGAGAUCAUGACCUUCCAGCAACAAAUCCUCCGUGUCAAGGACAAGGACUACUUCCCCAUGAUUGUCGUCGGCAACAAGUGUGAUCUCGAGGGAGAGAGGCAGGUGUCAACACAAGAGGGCCAGACGCUGGCACGACAGUUUGGUUGCAAGUUCAUCGAGACGUCCGCCAAGUCGCGCAUCAACGUCGACAACGCUUUUUACGACAUUGUUCGCGAAAUCCGCAGAUAUAACAAGGAGAUGUCUUCGUAUACAGGAGCAGCCACCGGUGGAGCAACAAACGGCAUCUCCAAGAUGGGCGUCGAAGAGGAGAGCGAGAAGAAGGGCUGCUGCGGAUGCCUGGUCAUGUAGGGCAGUGGGAAGCUAUCCCCAGUGCCGGAUGGGAAUGAACAAGAUGCAUGACCAUAUUUGGAAUCCGC
Westerdykella ornata is the source of this 875-nucleotide messenger RNA. Its product is annotated as ras-domain-containing protein. Lineage: Eukaryota; Fungi; Ascomycota; Dothideomycetes; Pleosporales; Sporormiaceae. Gene Ontology annotation, cellular component: plasma membrane. Gene Ontology annotation, molecular function: GTPase activity; GTP binding; GDP binding. The transcript has 4 exons. The record is from RefSeq and is a predicted model, not a curated record. Gene Ontology annotation, biological process: signal transduction. The coding region runs from base 172 to 807 and encodes 211 amino acids.